Pipistrellus nathusii (Nathusius's pipistrelle) is the source of this 762-nucleotide messenger RNA. The record is from the annotation of a GenBank genome assembly. NCBI's taxonomy places the organism in Eukaryota, Metazoa, Chordata, Mammalia, Chiroptera, Vespertilionidae.
AUGGCGUCCAGCAGUAACUGGCUGUCGGGGGUGAAUGUCGUGCUGGUGAUGGCCUACGGGAGCCUGGUGUUUGUGCUGCUAUUUAUUUUUGUGAAGAGGCAAAUCAUGCGCUUUGCAAUGAAAUCCCGAAGGGGACCUCAUGUCCCUGUGGGACACAAUGCCCCCAAGGACUUAAAAGAGGAGAUUGAUAUUCGACUAUCCAGGGUUCAGGAUAUCAAGUAUGAACCUCAGCUCCUUGCGGAUGAUGAUGCAAGACUCCUACAGCUGGACACCCCGGGAAAUCAGAGUUGUUACAACUAUUUAUACCGGAUGAAAGCUCUAGAUGCCAUCCGUGCCUCUGAAAUCCCAUUCCAUGCUGAAGGCCGGCAUCCCCGCUCCUUAAUGGGCAAGAAUUUCCGCUCCUACCUGCUGGAUCUUCGGAACACUAGCACUCCGUUCAAGGGCGUGCGCAAGGCCCUCAUCGACACCCUGCUGGAUGGCUACGAGACGGCCCGCUACGGGACGGGGGUCUUCGGCCAGAGAGAGCACCUGCGCUACCAGGAGGCCCUGAGUGAGCUGGCCGCAGUGGUCAAAGCACGAAGUGGGAGCUCGCAGCGACAACAUCAGUCAGCAGCCAAAGACCUAACCCAGUCUCCUGAAGUUUCCCCAACAACCAUCCAGGUGACAUACCUCCCCUCCAGCCAGAAGAGUAAACGUGCCAAGCACUUCCUUGAAUUGAAGAGCUUUAAGGACAACUAUAACACUCUGGAGAGCACUCUGUGA